CUGGUGUUAUGGCAAGUAACAUGUAGUAGCAUAUAUAAUGCGAAAUCAAAGCUUUCAGAUAACUGCAAAAACCAAACUCUCCUCUAUUUGCUUCACUUUUUUACUUAAGCCUGAAUUAACUAUUCUUAGCUCCAUGAAUAUUCAAGUAAUCUUACUAUUAUUAUUAUUUGUUACAUUGAAUUCAUGUUCUCUUAUCAAAAGUUUGCAGCACCCGCUAGACCCUCUAAGCCCUAAAGAGAUCAAUAAAAUUAGAACUAUAAUACAAAAUUCUCAUCUCAAAACCCUUUCUAAUUUAACCUACCACUUUCUGGAUGUUGAAGAACCAAACAAAGAUGAUGUUUUACAUUGGCUAUCAUCACCAGAAAGAAAAGAAAAUCGCUUUUCUCGUCGCGCCAAGGUGGUGGUCAUAGGUGGUAGACAAACACAUGAACUCAUAGUAGACUUAUCAAAAGGGCUAAUUGAGUCAAACCAUGCUCACAAUGGUCAUGGUUACGCUUCACUCACAUUCGAAGAGCUUCUUCAAGCAAGCUUACUCUCAAAAAAAGACCCUAAGUUCUUAAAUUCCCUCACAAGAAGAAAUCUUAACAUCUCUCAAGUUUCAUGCCUUCCUCUCACAAAAGGUUGGUUUGGAGAAGUUAUGUCAAGAAGAGAAGUUAAGAUUACAUGUUUUUAUAGAAAUGGAACUACUAAUAUUUAUGCUAGGCCUAUUAAUGGGAUAACCAUAGUAUUUGAUCUGGAAUUAAUGAAGGUUACAAAAUAUAUGGAUCGUUAUCGAGCUCCAUUGCCUACGGCUGAAGGUACCGAGUUCCAUGCACGUCGACUUGAGCCCGGCCCAACUUAUCCUAACACAACAAAUAGUAAAUUUAGUAUCCAAGGUAAUGUGAUUAGAUGGGGUGAUUGGAAAUUUCAUGUUGCAUUUAAUUCAAGAGCAGGAAUGAUUAUAUCUACUGCUUCCAUAUAUGAUUCAAAGGAAAAAAGGUAUAGGAGGGUUUUAUACAGAGGUCAUGUUUCUGAGACGUUUGUACCAUACAUGGAUCCGACUGAAGAUUGGUAUUAUAGGACGUUCAUGGACGUUGGCGAAUUCGGGUUCGGAAAAGCAGCAGAUAGCCUUCAACCAUUUAUUGAUUGUCCAGGAAAUGCUAAAUUUAUUGAUGGCUAUUUGAUUGAUGCUUUGGGUAUGCCUAAUAAGCUUCCUAGAGCUAUAUGCUUAUUUGAAAGGUAUUCUGGUGAUGUUGCUUGGAGACAUACUGAAAUUGGAGUUCCUGGAAAAGUGAUAAGAAAUGGAGAGCCAGAAGUUACACUGGUUGCAAGGAUGAUAGCUACAGUUGGAAAUUAUGACUAUAUUCUUGAUUGGGAGUUUAGGCAAACUGGUUCCAUCACAGUCGGGGUUGGAUUAACGGGAGUAUUAGAAAUGAAGGCAACAUCCUAUACAUCAACUGACCAAAUAACAGAAGACGUUUACGGCACCUUGGUAGCACCCAACACAAUCGCCGUCCACCACGAUCACUUCGUCACAUAUUAUCUGGACCUCGACGUCGACGGUAGCGAAAACUCCUUCGUAAGAUCUUCGUUACAGACAGAGAGAGUAAGGGGAUUUCCAUCGCCUAGGAAAAGCUAUUGGAGUAUAAAGAAGAAAGUAUUGAAAAGAGAAGCCGAUGCAAAAAUACGGCUUGGCUCGGAGCCAGCUGAGUUGAUCAUGGUGAAUCCUAAUAAGAAAACUAAUGUCGGAAAUCCAGUUGGUUACCGACUAAUCACGGGACAACCAGCUUAUUCUCUUCUUGCUGAUGAUGAUUAUCCUCAAAUGCGUAAUGCUUAUACCAAGUAUCAGGUCUGGGUGAUUCCUUAUAAUAAGUCAGAAAGGUGGGCUGGUGGCUUUUAUGCGGAUCAAAGCCAUGGGCUUGACGGCCUAGCUGUAUGGACCCGCAGGAAUAGAAGGAUAGAGAACGAAGACAUUGUGUUGUGGUAUACCAUGGGAUUUCAUCACGUCCCAUGCCAAGAAGAUUUUCCCAUUAUGGCAACCUUGCAAAGCAGUUUCGAGCUUCGACCUACAAACUUUUUUGACAAAAGCACAAUACUUUAUAAAGCAUGAGACCAUAUAUGAUUAUUGUAAUUGAAACUCUGGAAGAAGAUACAUUUACAAAAUGUAUUUGAUGAAAAACUGACACUAAAUUAUUAAUUAAAAGUUAUGCUCAAAAUAAAUAAAUAAAUUGGAUGAUGUA
Beta vulgaris subsp. vulgaris (sugar beet) is the source of this 2219-nucleotide messenger RNA. Its product is annotated as primary amine oxidase 1. The record is from RefSeq and is a predicted model, not a curated record. The coding region runs from base 38 to 2089 and encodes 683 amino acids. Lineage: Eukaryota; Viridiplantae; Streptophyta; Magnoliopsida; Caryophyllales; Amaranthaceae. The transcript is spliced from 4 exons. Gene Ontology annotation, biological process: amine metabolic process. Gene Ontology annotation, molecular function: copper ion binding; primary methylamine oxidase activity; quinone binding.